Molecule: messenger RNA, 716 nt
Organism: Trichoderma asperellum CBS 433.97
Lineage: Eukaryota; Fungi; Ascomycota; Sordariomycetes; Hypocreales; Hypocreaceae
Source: RefSeq, a predicted model, not a curated record
GCUAGAUGCCAAUUUUUUUUAAUCUAAUUAGCCUUCGAGGCCUAAGUCUAUACGAAGAGCGGCUCUGUGUUGAUCACGGCAUGGCGGGUUUUGACAACGGGAAGAAAGACGAAAAGGGAUGCGAACAAGGGGCUGAACAAUAUCUCGUAAUGCCAUUGCUGUCUGAGACCGAGUUUGCAGAUUGCAUGGGUCACCUAAGUGAACACAGAGUGUUGGCGCUAGAUCAACGAGAUCUACCGUCGCCAACUGAACCAUCUUCUAGACAGCCUUGCAUGCGACUGAAAUCCAUCACCGCUGCGCUAGCCGUAGCUCAGGCGCCUCUCAUCUCAUGUUCUUUUUAUAUAUCACACGCAUCCGCCACAAAUACUACCAAGAUCCAUACACUCAACCGUCUAAACACCAUCAGAUCAGUCCAGUGGCUGAAAGCCCACACAGUCUGCUCCAUCUACGAGCCAGAAGAUACUUUGUACAGGCAUAUCCACCCUCUGGGACUCGCGAGCGCCAUUGCUGCCGAGGCCGAAAGGAUCAACCACAGCCUGGAUGUUGAUGUUGGCGAUGGGGGCCAAAACGAAAUGCUUCAACCGCUAGCUGCGGCUGCCCGUAAAACUCCUCAGCUAGAAACCACGUUUGCCGCCAUCCUUGGCCAUCCUCGGCAUUCUCACAGCGCAACGUUACUGGCUGCAAUUCCACGCUUCAAACAGCACAUGGCUUUUUAG